Messenger RNA from Ustilaginoidea virens, 2604 nucleotides. RefSeq lists its product as uncharacterized. The record is from RefSeq and is a predicted model, not a curated record. The transcript has 7 exons. Gene Ontology annotation, biological process: transmembrane transport; chloride transport. Bases 1 to 2604 code for a protein of 867 amino acids. Gene Ontology annotation, cellular component: membrane; early endosome; Golgi apparatus. Lineage: Eukaryota; Fungi; Ascomycota; Sordariomycetes; Hypocreales; Clavicipitaceae. Gene Ontology annotation, molecular function: voltage-gated chloride channel activity.
AUGGCGGAUCGCGAGGGGGCAAAUGCAGACUCGCAGCCCCCGUCGCCUCUGGCGAGCCGUAUACCAUUCAACCUUCACAGGAACAGCUCCGGCGUAGACCCUGACGAACGCUCACCCUUAUUAUUGAACACCUCCCGAUCCAGAGUCAGGAUAGAUGGUGCUGCACCUUCUCCUCGAAUUCCCCAAGUGUCGAGAAAUCAGAGCUUUUCAGGAAGCGCAAGGAAUACAAGGCAUCACAGUCGGCAUGGCUCUUUGGGCCAAAGACUAAUACAAGCCUUCUCUGACCGGGCUACUUCCAUGUCAGAAUCCAAGGGCUCGCUCUUUCCCGACGAGCGGGUUUGGUACGACCAAUUCACCAGCACCGACUGGGUACAUGACACUAUAGCAGACUCUCAUCGUGCCAAAGCUUUGCGAAGUAGAAAGGACUUCUGGGGUCGCGCCCGUGUCGCGUUUGAUGGCUGCCAAGGUUGGAUACUGAGUGCCUUGUGCGGAUUCGUCAUAGCUCUGAUCGCCUACGCCAUUGACGUGGCCGAAUCAACAGUUUUUGAUUACAAGGAUGGCUACUGCGCAAGGGCGUGGCAUCUGAAUGAAAAAAACUGUUGCCCUCGGGGCUCAUGUGAAGACUGGAAGAGCUGGUCGCAAGCCCUUAGCUGGAGUCCUCUCAGCGACAUUUGGACCGAUUAUCUUGUAUACCUGGGAUGUGUUGUCAUCCUUUCCUGUCUUUCCUGCUGGGUUGCUCUCUGGACAAAAACUGUGGUACCGUCAGCAUAUCAGCUUACGACCUUGGACGAGAACCUGGCAGCCGUGCCUCAACGCCCCAACGUCGACUCUGGGGACGACGGCUCAAGCCUCAGACCGCAGGACGAGUCGCGGCAACCCAGCCCGCCCAUGGUCUACUAUUCCGCUGCUGGCAGCGGAGUUGCUGAAGUCCGUGUGAUUUUGAGCGGAUUUGUUCUGCAUGGUUUCCUGGGCCUCAAAACCAUCAUUAUCAAGUCGGUGGCGCUAGUUUUGAGCGUGGCUUCGGGUCUGAGCCUGGGAAAAGAAGGCCCCUACGUUCACAUUGCCACCUGCGUUGGCAACAUUGCCUGCCGCCUGUUUGCCAAAUACGACCGCAACGAUGCCAAGCGUCGGGAGGUGCUCUCGGCAGCCGCCGCAGCCGGCGUUGCGGUCGCUUUCGGUGCACCGUUGGGUGGUGUCUUGUUUGGGCUUGAGGAAGUCGCCUACUUUUUCCCCGCCAAGACAUUGUUCAGGACCUUUUUCUGCUGCAUCGUUGCCGCUCUGUCGCUCAAGUUUCUGAAUCCUUACGGCACCCACAAGAUUGUCAUGUUCCAGGUCAGAUAUCUAGCCGACUGGGAGUAUUUUGAACUGUUCAGCUUCAUUGCUGUGGGCAUUCUCGGCGGCGCUCUUGGGGCAAUGUUUAUCAAGGCGUCCAAGUAUUGGGCGCAGAGCUUUAGGCGGAUUGGAGUCAUCAAGUCGCAUCCUCUGCUCGAGGUAUUUCUGGUGGCGCUUGUGACUGGGCUUCUGAACUAUUGGAACGCCCUGGUCAAGGAGCCGGUCGCGAAGCUGUUGCUGAAUCUAGCUUCGCCGUGCGACGGCAACGACGCCAACACGGAUGAGCUAGGUCUCUGUCCAAAGUCUGUCGAUGACAUACCGGCAAUCCUCCUGACUCUGAUUGCGGCGUUCCUGAUCAAGGGAUUUCUCACCAUCAUAACUUUUGGCAUUAAGGUACCAGCGGGGAUUUACAUACCGUCCAUGGUCGUCGGGGGCCUGUUGGGGCGAAUCAUUGGCCAUUUGGUGCAGUGGUUUGUGCUCAGGGCCCCGGAUUGGGCCGUUUUUGGCAGAUGCGCCACGGCGGCCGACGGAUCCUGCAUUCAAGCAGGAGUGUACGCCUUCAUCGCCGCCGGAGCGACCAUGUGCGGGGUGACGAGACUGUCGGUGACGCUUGCCGUUAUUCUCUUCGAACUGACGGGAAGCUUGGACUAUGUCCUCCCGUUUUCUCUCACCAUCUUGGUGGCCAAGUGGACGGCAGACGCCAUCGAGCCAAACAGCAUCUACGAUCUCUUGACGAAUAUGAACGCAUAUCCAUUUCUGGACAACAAGCACAAACCGGUGUUUACUAGUGAUUUGGCCGACAUUUUGACCAGAACCCGUCGAGAGAGGGUCAUUGACAUUAGCAACUCUCCGCUGGUACCCGCAAGCACGCUUCGGUCCAAGCUCGAGCUCCUACACCGCGCUGGCGAGCUUGACGGCGGUCUCCCUAUUGUGCGCCACGAUGUGCUGGUAGGACUUAUCCCAGCUCCCGAUCUCGAAUUCGCCCUGGACCAGCUUGACAACGAACAAACAAGUCUCUGCCUGAUGGAUAGGGUGCCAAGCAUAGACGACGACGACGACGACGAUUACAUUGAUCCGACCGACUUUGCUCAAUACAUUGAUCCUGCACCUGUUUCCUUGGAUGUGCGCUCGCCUGUGGAUCUUGUCUACGAGUGUUUCGUGAAGCUCGGGUUGAGAUAUAUUUGCGCCUCAAAGGAUGGCCAGUUCAAGGGCAUGAUUCACAAGAAGACGUUUGUAAAGUAUGUGCGAGAGUUGGACGAGAACGGGGGUUAG